AUGCAGAACAAGCCGGAACAGGACAGGAAUCAGGAGGCGACGGUGUACCUGCUGACCCCAGCGAACGUGUUCCUCCCGAAAGAUCGCAUCUCGAUGCAGCACCAGGGCUUCGGGUUCUGCGAGUUCCUGUCCGAGGAAGACGCCGACUACGCGUGCAAGAUCAUGAACCAGAUCAAGCUGUUCGGCAAGCCGAUUCGUGUGAACAAGGCGAGCUACGACAAGAAGCAGCUCGACGUCGGCGCCAACCUCUUUAUCGGAAACCUCGACCCGAGCACAGAUGAGCAGGCGCUGUACGACACGUUCUCGACGUUCGGCGCAAUCGCGGAGCAGCCCAAGAUCGCCCGCGACCCAGCCACGGGAGAAUCCAAGGGCUACGGCUUCGUGUCGUUCCACGACUUCGAGGCGAGCGACAUGGCGAUCGAGAACAUGAACAACCAGUUCCUCGGCGGCAAGCAGGUCUCGGUGCAGUACGCGUUCAAGAAGGACGGCAAGGGCGAGCGCCACGGUACGACGGCGGAGCGUCUGCUCGCUGCGCAGGCGAAGAAGACGUCGGGCGGAUUCUUUGGAUCAACGACGCCAGCGUACGUCCCUCCUCCUCCGCCGCCGGCCGCCGCGCCGGCACCGGCAGCCCCCGCCCUGCCGGCAGGUUUCACGCAGGCGAACGUGAUCGGUGCUCCGGCUGGUGCUCCCCCACCUCCGCCCGGCGCGCCCGCUGCUCAGGCAUACCAGCAGUAUCCGGGGUACGAGCAGUACUACGCUCAGUACGGCGCAAACGGAUAUCAGCAGCAGGGCCAGUACCCGCAGCAGGGGCAGGGGCAGCAGCAGUACGGCGGCCAACAGCAGUAUGGCGGCCAGCAAGGUGGACAGGGCGGACGGGGAGGACGGGGCCAGCAGCCGCCCCCGCCGCCGCCGAUGCGGAUGGGCUUCUAG
Molecule: messenger RNA, 930 nt
Organism: Trichosporon asahii var. asahii CBS 2479
Lineage: Eukaryota; Fungi; Basidiomycota; Tremellomycetes; Trichosporonales; Trichosporonaceae
Exons: 4
Coding region: 1-930 (309 amino acids)
Biological process (GO): positive regulation of mRNA splicing, via spliceosome
Cellular component (GO): U12-type spliceosomal complex; nucleolus
Molecular function (GO): RNA binding
Source: RefSeq, a predicted model, not a curated record